UCCCGAUUCUGCUCUUCUUCUUCUCGCUGCAGCUCCCGAAAUCCCCCCUCCAAGCCGCCGGCACCAGCUUUGAAAAAUUGGUGAGAAAGGUUGGAAUUUCUCCUUCUUUCUUGUCUUAAAACACAGAUUGAAACCCAGAAAUUCUCCCCCCUGCAAGAAGCUUCCGGAUCUGCUCUGCUCUUCCCUCUGCUGUCCGCCGGCUGCUCUUGUUGUGGGUGCAAAUUCUGGGCUGUUUCGAUUUUGGGUGAACCCGUGAGCUUUCCCUGCAGCUUGCCGCCGGCCUCUUCCCCCCUGCAGCUCCGGUUUCUACAGCUGGAGAAUUAUGGUAUGUGGCAGCUUCUCUAAGUGCAAGUUUUAGCCAUUUAAUUGCUGCCCUUUGUGUCCGAAAUUCUGGAUUAAUUAGGGGAGAAAAUUGAUAGUAAUUAGACCAUGAUUUAGCAUUAAUUCAAGUGAGAAUUAUGUGAUUGAGUGUUAAUGGAUUGCUGUGUGAUUUUUGGAGAGAAAACCCCGUGAUUAGCUAGUGGUUUGGCCAAUUUUUGGAAGUGGGAGUUACUGUUCACGUCGUGGUUACUGUUCACGGGUACUGUUCACACCCCGAGGGCUAACAAUUAACGGGGAUUUAAAUGAUUAGUUUGUGAUAUGAGAACGAUUUUGAAGAUAUUUGAUCAUGUGGAGAUUUAUGGAAAUAGCAUUGUGAUUAGGAAUGAUCCUAAUGAUGAGUUUACCUUGAAUUUGUAAUAGUGUUAUUAAUUCUUGAAAUAUUUUGAUUAGGUUUCCGAUCGUUCUGUCAGUUAGUACUAAGAUUGAGUGCUUGGUUUUAUGCGAGUGAGUGGUGGCGGGACUAAACUUGUUUUAUACAAAAAUGAGCAUGAUUGAUUUGAAGUGAGGUUUCUAUGCUUUUCAUUAAAUUGAGCAUGCCUACUUGAAAGUUUAAUUGAUUGUCCUGAUGAUUUGAAAGUGAUUGGUAAAGUAUCAUUUUUCUGUUAACUUUUGCCUAUUUUGUCUUCGAUGUGGUCAUGUUAUUAGUGACCCUGCUAGUGGAGGAGUUUAUAAACGCUAGCACAUGUCGGCACCUGUCGAUAUGUUAUUGUAACCCUGCUAGUGGGGGUUAAACACUAGCACAUGUCGGCACAUGUCGAUAUGUUAGUGAUAGAACCGGUUCGUACAAGUGACCCUUCUAGUAGGGAUUAUACACUAGUAAAUCGUGUGCCUGUCAGUGGGAGGUUUAUAACACUGGCCGUGACCUAUAGAGGAGACGUCUAUUUCGUUCCCGUACUCUAUCUGUUUUGCGUGAUUGCACAGGUUGGCAUGUUAUAAAUUUAAUAAGGGCACUCCAUAUUUACUUAUUGAGUUUAUCUCAUAGUUUUUCCUUGUCCACCAUUUCAGGAACCGAAACCGAGGACGGGGAAACCACGGGAAGUGACGAGUUAGAAGGCUAGCCAUUUCGAGAUUGACAUAGAUUUUAGAAAUAAAUCGUGAUCUUGUAAGUUAGAGUGUAUUUGGAGAUUUUAUGAUAUUAGAGCAAAUUUUAAAGAUUUGAUCUUCAGAUUUUGGUGGUAUCAGAUUGUGAUAUGAUAAGUUUCGAGCCUUGUGCAUUUGUGAGACUCUCUUACGAGUGCACGGCGUCUGCCACGUCCCCGAAUUUGGGUUAUGGGGCGUGACAUAUAUAUAUUGUAUAAUAUAGGAAUAUAAUACUUCAUAUAUUUCUUCUAUUACAAACUUGACAUAUCACAAACACCUCAUAUAGUGGGAUGGAAAAGAUAGUUUUUUUUUUUUUUAAAAGAUGAGUCCUAAUCUCUUCCUUGUUCUUUCUUUCUCUCUCAACACUCCCUUGUUCUUCCUUUCUCUCACUUCAUUUUGCUCAUUUGAUUUACUAUUUUGACCUUAAAAGACCCGAUUCUGCUCUUCUUCCCGCUACAGCCCGAGAGGAAAAAGGAAAGAGAACCCAGCCAUGCCUUUGAGAAACCGGUGAGAUAAGCUUGGUUUUCUCCUUCCUUUCUUGUUCUAGAACACACCUAGAACCCAGAAAUCUUCCCCCCCCUGCUGGAAAAGCCGGAUCUGCCCUGCUCUGCUUUGUCCUUCCGCCGGCUGCUCUUGAUUAUGGGCGAUUUCUGGGCAUUUU
This is a messenger RNA of Rubroshorea leprosula, 2122 nucleotides long. The record is from the annotation of a GenBank genome assembly. Lineage: Eukaryota; Viridiplantae; Streptophyta; Magnoliopsida; Malvales; Dipterocarpaceae.